Aspergillus steynii IBT 23096 is the source of this 2039-nucleotide messenger RNA. Its product is annotated as alkyl/aryl-sulfatase. The coding region runs from base 37 to 1929 and encodes 630 amino acids. Gene Ontology annotation, molecular function: protein dimerization activity; linear primary-alkylsulfatase activity. The transcript has a single exon. NCBI's taxonomy places the organism in Eukaryota, Fungi, Ascomycota, Eurotiomycetes, Eurotiales, Aspergillaceae. The record is from RefSeq and is a predicted model, not a curated record. Gene Ontology annotation, biological process: dodecyl sulfate metabolic process.
GCAAACACAGUCAAAGCACAGCGAUUAUCUCUCAGAAUGGAGGACUCCAAGCCUGCAACCCAGUUCAUUGUUGAUCAACAAGCGCAAGUCCGGGACAGCCUUCCCUUCCAUGAUAAACGAGAUUUUGUGAACGCCGAGAGGGGUUUGAGGGGCCGUCUGAAGCCGAAUGUCGUUAAAGAUGGCCAGGGCGAGCUCGUGUGGAACAACGAUGCCUACGAGUUCCUAGAGACCGAUGCUCCGGACACGGCGAAUCCAAGUCUAUGGCGCCAGUCGAGGCUGGCUCAUCUGGAUGGGCUGUAUCAUGUCACUGGCGGCAUCUACCAGGUGCGCGGGCUCGACCUCUCCAACACCACCAUCAUCGAAGGUGACGAGGGCCUGAUCAUCAUCGAUCCACUCACGUCGCAAGAGACCGGUGCUGCUGCGUUUGCCCUCUACCAGGAACACAGGGGUAAAGACCGAGCCAUCAAGGGGAUCAUCUACACGCACUCUCAUGUCGACCACUUCGGCGGGGUGAGAGGUUUCGUCACAGACGAAGAUGUCGAGAAAAACGACAUCAAGAUCCUUGCGCCGGAGGGCUUCCUCGAGCACGCCGUCUCCGAGAAUGUCUUCACCGGCACAUCCAUGAGUCGACGUGCGGCAUACAUGUAUGGCGCUGCUCUCCCCCAGGGGCCGACAGGCCAGAUCGGCGCUGGCCUCGGACAGACAGUCUCAACUGGGACGGUCACUCUGAUCGCACCGAACGUGGAUAUCACGACUACAGGCGAAACCCAGACCAUCGAUGGCGUCGAGAUGGUGUUCCAGAUGGCCCCGGACACCGAGGCCCCGUCCGAGAUGCUCAUCUACUUCCCGGGAUUCAAGGCAUUAUGUGCCGCCGAGGAUGCCACUCACACCUUCCACAAUAUCCUCACCCUGCGAGGUGCGGUCGUCCGCGAUCCCCACGGGUGGUCGAAAUACUUGACUGAAACGAUCGACCUGUUUGGCAGCGAAGCGGAGGUGGUCUUUGCAUCCCAUCAUUGGCCGACCUGGGGGCAAGACAACGUCGUCGAAUUCCUCACCUCCCAGCGCGACCUCUACGCAUACGUGCACGACCAGACCCUCCGUCUCCUGAACAAGGGGUACAAUGGCCCGGAGAUCGCCGAGAUGAUGACCCUGCCCCCUGCACUGGACAAAGCCUGGAGCGCCCGCGGCUACUACGGCUCUACCAACCACAACGUGAAGGCCAUCUACCAGCGCUACUGCGGGUGGUUCGACGGCAACCCAGCCCAUCUGUGGGAGCACACCCCUGUGGAUAAGGCCAAACGAUAUGUUGAGCUCGCCGGUGGAGAGGCAGAGAUCAUUCGCAAGGGCCAAGAGGCGUUUCAAUCCGGGGACUUCCGCUGGGCCGCCGAGAUCCUCAGCCACGCCGUCUUCGCUAAUCCCGAUAGCAAGAUUGCCAAAGAUCGCCUCGCCGAUGUCUACGAGCAGCUCGGAUACGGCGCCGAGAACGGCACCUGGAGAAACUUCUACAUCUCAGGGACCACCGAGCUGCGCAGUGGGAACUUCGGUACCCCGACGACGUCAAGUGCGCCGGAUGUGCUGGCACAGCUCACGCCUGAGAUGCUCUUCGACGCCAUCGCUGUCCAGAUUAAUGGGCCGGAAGCCUGGGAUAAGGAACUGGCUAUUGAUGUCGUCGUCACGGACCUGGGAGUUACCUACCGUUGGUGGCUGUCGAACGGGGCACUAGUCUACAGCUCGGCCACGCAUUCCGGUUCUGCCGAUGUGACCCUCACUGGGACGAGUAAGCAGCUUACUGUGCUUGUGAUCUCUGGGCCUGAUCCGGAUGCGCUGGAGAAGGCGGGUGUCAAGAUUGAUGGGGACACUGGUGCACUGGGUACACUUUCGGCGCUGAUCGACCCGGGUGAUCCUAGCUUCAAUAUCGUUACUCCCUAGACUGAGCUUAUGGCACCCGUACAGUCAUAUAUUUAGCAGUCCUCGGAUGUUUCUGUUUAGUGGAGGAGAAAAAGGAAAUAAAGAAAAACAAAGGUGUGAUCCAUAGUUCG